This is a messenger RNA of Penicillium macrosclerotiorum, 993 nucleotides long. Its product is annotated as putative mitochondrial GTP/GDP transporter Ggc1. Gene Ontology annotation, cellular component: mitochondrion. Gene Ontology annotation, molecular function: guanine nucleotide transmembrane transporter activity. The annotation marks the transcript as partial. The transcript has 7 exons. NCBI's taxonomy places the organism in Eukaryota, Fungi, Ascomycota, Eurotiomycetes, Eurotiales, Aspergillaceae. The record is from RefSeq and is a predicted model, not a curated record.
GCACAUGUUCCUCGUUCCUGGGGGCUCCCUUCACUGGUUCAUUCUCUCAACCCUCACACAAGAUGUCCCCGCGCUAUUGUCCAAGCCGGCGCUGGUGCCGCCUCCAAGGAUGUCAAGAAGGAGUCUGCGACUGCCCGUCUCCUCGGCUCCGGUUGUGCUGGUAUCGCCGAGCUGAUGGUCUUCCAUCCUGUUGACACCACGGCCAAGCGAUUGAUGAGCAACCAGACUCGGAUCUCCUCGGCCACCGAGUUCAACAAGGUCGUCUUCAAGGAGUACGCCAAUGCUACCGCCGGCCGCAAGUUCACCUCCCUUUUCCCCGGUCUGGGCUAUGCCGCUGGUUACAAGGUCCUUCAGCGUAUCUACAAGUAUGGCGGUCAGCCUUUCGCGCGCGACUACCUGGCCCUGCAUCACGGCUCCGACUUCGACAAUGCUUUCGGAAAGGGAACUGGCAAGGCCAUCAUGCACGCUACUGCGGGCAGUGUGAUUGGUAUUGGUGAGAUCGUCCUACUGCCUCUGGACGUCCUAAAGAUUAAGCGUCAGACAAACCCGGAGGCCUUCCGUGGCCGUGGUCUGUUCAAGAUCAUCUCCGAUGAGGGUAUGGGUCUUUACCGCGGUGCCGGCUGGACCGCUGCUCGUAACGCCCCUGGCUCCUUCGCUCUCUUCGGUGGCUCUGCUUUCGCCAAGGAGUACAUUUACAGCCUGAAGGACUACAACUCGGCCACCUGGUCCCAGAACUUCGUCGCCUCCGUCUGCGGUGCUAGCGCUUCUCUGAUCGUCUCCGCCCCCUUGGAUGUCAUCAAGACCCGUAUCCAGAACCGCAACUUCGAGAACCCCGAGUCCGGUUUCCGGAUUGUAUCGAACAUGCUCAAGAACGAGGGAUUCCCCAGCUUCUUCAAGGGUCUGACUCCUAAGCUGCUGAUGACCGGUCCCAAGCUCGUUUUCAGCUUCUGGCUGGCACAGACUUUGAUUCCUGCCUUCGGCCAGGUUGUAUAA